Messenger RNA from Fusarium coffeatum, 1854 nucleotides. RefSeq lists its product as uncharacterized. Lineage: Eukaryota; Fungi; Ascomycota; Sordariomycetes; Hypocreales; Nectriaceae. Gene Ontology annotation, molecular function: cysteine-type endopeptidase activity; cysteine-type deubiquitinase activity. The record is from RefSeq and is a predicted model, not a curated record. Gene Ontology annotation, biological process: protein deubiquitination. The transcript has a single exon. Bases 1 to 1854 code for a protein of 617 amino acids. Gene Ontology annotation, cellular component: cytosol; nucleus.
AUGCCCGAGAAACCCUCGGUUGUGUCAUACGCCGCUGGCGCUUCUCUCGCUGCUGCUGCGCUGAUCUAUGUAUUCGCGCCGAACUUUUCCAUCGACCACGACGCUACGAGUUCUAAGAAAAAGUCGAUUGUUGGAUUAAGAAACCAGGCCAAUGACUGCUUCAUCAACUCUGUUCUGCAGGCUCUCGCCGGUCUAGGAGAGCUGAGGAUAUACCUAAUUCGCGAGACGCACCGUCGCCGUAUCGAAGACCCUGCCGUAUAUGCCAGUCUUGUCCAACCAGAAGGCAAAGAGAUCGCGCAAUGGAAGCUCCAGGGUCUACAAGAAGGGCUCGUCACACAAGGACUAAAAGAAAUGCUGGACGCGCUUAAUGAGCGGCCCAUCUACAGGAAGUCCAUCUCGCCGUUUCAGUUUGUCAAGGUUUUGGAGGCGGCUUUCAAGCAAAGGAUCAGCCGUCAACAACAGGACGCGCAGGAAUUUCUCCAAAUAGUUGCUGAGCGACUCAAGGACGAGUAUCACUGUGGCCAGCGAGCAAGACUACACGCGCGAAGACGCGGUCUAUUUCCCACCAGUAUCUCAACAGACACCGACAAGCCAGGUGAAGACAAAGACAAUGGUAAGGACAGCGAUGAAUCUUCACAAGAGCAACAACCUGAUACGAACGGCGACAACAAUUCUGCUAUCGAGCCUUCCGAAGAAACCGAGAUACCCCAGAUCAACGGCCAACUGCCUAUGGAGCUCGAGGAGGGCUUCCCAAUGGAAGGAAAGUACGAGUCCCGUCUCGAGUGCCAGACAUGCCGUUAUAAGACCAAACCUCGAGAGGAGACUUUCUGUACUAUCACACUGGCCGUGCCCCAAGUUUCAAGCACGACCCUCAAUGCAUGCUUCGAUGGGAUCUUUAAAACCGAGUAUAUCGAUGAUUUUAAGUGUGAAAUGUGCCGAUUGCUACAGACAAAGGCAGACCUAGAAGCUGAGAUGGCCAAGUCGACCUCGGACAGUUUCAAGGCGCAAGCUCAGGAGAAUAUCGACAAGCUCCAGUUUGCCAUAGACACAGACCCUGAGAACCCACCGGAAGAUAUUGAACUUGGAGAUAUCCGCUAUGCACCCAAGCGAAGGAUCGCAAAGACAACUCGAAUGUCCAUAUUCCCCAAGAUCCUCGCUAUUCACCUGUCUCGCUCUAUAUACGACGUACAAAUGACACAGAAGAACUCUGCCAAGGUGCUCUUCCCCGAGCAACUGCCCCUAGGCGGUUUGAUGGAUCAAAAGAGAUACAAGUUGCUCGGUAUGGUAACCCACCGUGGUGGGCAUAACAGUGGCCACUACGAAGCAUUUAGACGACAGAAUGUUGCUGCACCAUUCUCCAAUCCCAACACUUUCCAGCCCUCAGAAGCAUUUAGCAAGACACCGACCCCUAUAGGAACACCCGUGAUGGGCGGCGGGCCAACACACAGCCCGGCGAUUUCCACCCCCGACCUCCUCUCUGGUAAUUCAUCGACGCCUUCUCUAGAUUCAUUGCCAGUCCCACCUAGGAGUGUUCCCGAAGAUCUACGUGGCUCAACAAGCUUACCAGCAAUGGGCAAGCCCAAGGACCCCGAAACCAGCAGCCUCCGAUCUGUGGCAGCUUCGACCAAAUCUGCCCUCUCUAAGCUCGCAUCGCCCAAGCAGACCAACAGUAGCUCAUCGCCACCCAAACUCGUGCCAUCGAAUGUGUCGAAGCGAUCAAAAAAGCGCAAGGCAGCAUUAGACAAGUGGUGGCGUGUCAAUGAUGAGAAAGUCAAAGAGGCCAAGACAAGUGAAGUACUGGGUAUGCAGAGGGAGGUCUAUCUACUGUUCUACGAGCUCGAUAAGGAUGUUUGA